Molecule: messenger RNA, 1569 nt
Organism: Prorocentrum cordatum
Lineage: Eukaryota; Dinophyceae; Prorocentrales; Prorocentraceae
Source: the annotation of a GenBank genome assembly
GGAGACUGCCAACCAUGCGCUGCCCAUCUUUCCAGGGAGAUGCGCAUCUGUUACGCUGUGGAUCUCAUCCCGUCGGAACAGUAGCUGCCAAGGCAGAGGUCGCCAGUUUGUGGGACUUGCUUUGGUAGUGUGGCACGUGCGUUGCAUGCGGGGGUGUUCGUCGGGCCUGCUCCCCCAUUCGCGCCAAUUCUUCCCGCGGCGUUCGCAGCGUGCUGUUGCGAAGGAGGUAGCGCACACCGGGUGAUAUCAGCUCCUUCACGAUGUUGUUCGACAGACUUUGGUGAGGCCAUGCGUGGAUUGAUUGGCCUGGCCACGACGGCAGGGUGCAAUGGCUGCCAGGCAAUCGGGAGGGUGUCUGGUGAAGUAUGGUUUCCUGGGUGACGCGCGCCAUUGUGCGUCAUGUGCAGCGCGAAGUAUGGCGAAUGCCAUGUCAGCCGUUGCCCACUUCACUUUCGCCCCUGUUUCCCGCCCGUAUUUCGGCCGGUCAGUAUCUCCCAGGGGGGGGCGAUGUCGACGGGGCGCUGGAGGGCGACGUCGCGCUGCGAGCGGAGGCGCUGGCUGGUCAGAGGCUGGUCGAGUGGGCUGGCUGGGAGAUGUUCGGCGCCAGCCUCGAGGCCAUAGUCAAGGGCACCCAGGACCCCGCCUUCGAGCCCCGCUCCAUCCAGGCCGCCGUCGCCUCGUGCGCGCACGGGGCCGUGCGCUCCGGCAUCGUGCGCCAGGCCGAGGUCCUGGACAGGCUCUCCAGCUCCCUGUCGCCCUCGUCGCUGCCGGAGGACACGGCCCCGGCGCUCCGCAGCGCCAUCGCCCGCAGGGCCAGGCUGGCCCUCGCGUGCCUAACCGACUGCAUCGCGCACAAGGGCCUCGGCCCGCAGGCUGGUCCCGACGCGAUGGGCCUGGUCGGGCAGCUGCCGAGGAGACUCUUCGGGGCCAUCUUCGACAACGUCGACGACAGGGACCGCGGCGCCUGCGCCUUCCUCGGCGAGAUCCUGCAGAGCUGGGACCGGCGGAAGAGCUUCUCCAAAAAGUGGUUGCAGGAGGCCGCCUCCAAGUUCUCGAUGCCCAAGGGCGCCAACCCUGAGCGAGACGAGGGCCGCGGCUGGUAUGCCCUCACGGCCGAGAACAUUGAGAAGCAGAAGCUGGAGCCAGUUAUGCCGAAGGUCGCAGCCGCUCCCGCUGCGGAAGCGGCCGUCGUGGCGGCGGCGCCACCGCCUGCGCGCGCGGAGGCGGCGGCGGCCGCCGCAGAGGCGGCAGUUCCGCGGAAGGACAGCAAACCUGCCAAGAUCUCGGCCGAGCCGCUGGACGAGCAGGGCGCCGCUGCAUCCGCCGACGCGCCGGCUGACGCUGGGGCGCCGAAGAAGAAACGCGGCAUCAUGCAGGAUGAGGAGGACGACGAGACCGUAGCGAAGCACCUGGAGGAGAGCCGCAAGCGGCGGGCGGCAAUGCUGGCGAAGCACACGAAGGACUGAGGCUCCCGGGUGGGCGUGGCGCAAGCGACGUUCUGCCACGGGGAAGCCGGGACGUGCCAGCCAGGGUUGUCUUCCUGGUGCUCGGGUGAGUUGGAAUGGGGAG